AAAUGACAACCGCUGUUGUUUCUGGGCGAUAUACAAAAGAGUCGCCGAGGAACACGACGACGAGUUCCUUGAGCGAUACACAAUCGACAUGGACAUUAUACUCCAACGACACCACGCAUACCCUUCUCGCGCAACUCGUCUAAAUCGGACUUGGCAACUUCACUGCAGCUGAGUCUACUCCCGCAGCACCAGCAUCUACAUAGGCGCCGUCCACGGCGGAUAUAACGAUCCAAACGAUCGCCUAUGCAUGCUUGUCCAUGAGUUUGUUCACUGCUUUCGAUGCCGUGCUAGGCAAGCAGUGGCUUGGUACUAUAAAUCACAUGGCCACGGCCGUGGCUCGCAGGAGGAACGAGGGAAGCGCAGACAAGAUAAGUUCGACAGCAUCAUCACGUGGCACUUCGAUACUGUUGUGCAAUCAUUUCCAGUCUUACUUCAUAUCUUUCUUCUUUUGUUUGGGAUCGCUCUCAGCGCCAAUAUGUGGUACACGCAAUACAGCAUCGCCUGGGUCAUCAUUACAACAACGAUUUUCGGAUUUUUAUUCUAUUCGCUGACGGUGAUGGUAGCUUUGGUAUCUCCCGCCUAUUCAUUUCAGAUACCGAUAUGGGCGAUAUCAUGCGCGUUGCGUAUUGACAGUACACCGCGCUAGCUGCUGCGAAAGAUAAAAUAUUCCGAUGGUCUUCAGAGUUGGGGGCUUGUCCCGAUUCCGUCUCCGAGUAGCUUUCUCGUGU
This is a messenger RNA of Suillus subaureus, 728 nucleotides long. RefSeq lists its product as uncharacterized. Lineage: Eukaryota; Fungi; Basidiomycota; Agaricomycetes; Boletales; Suillaceae. The coding region runs from base 248 to 646 and encodes 132 amino acids. The transcript is spliced from 3 exons. The record is from RefSeq and is a predicted model, not a curated record.